Carassius carassius (crucian carp) is the source of this 2455-nucleotide messenger RNA. Its product is annotated as butyrophilin subfamily 1 member A1-like. Bases 194 to 1921 code for a protein of 575 amino acids. The transcript is spliced from 9 exons. The record is from RefSeq and is a predicted model, not a curated record. NCBI's taxonomy places the organism in Eukaryota, Metazoa, Chordata, Actinopteri, Cypriniformes, Cyprinidae. Gene Ontology annotation, molecular function: protein binding.
AUUAGACAAAACCACAUCGAACAGAAUAACACCGAAUUCAAACAUUCUUCAUCUGAUGACGUCUGAGUUAUUUGAGUCGUUGUUAUUUUUAGAAACCGAAAGUAAAACGGGAGGAACACCGGGAGCACGCUUGGACUGCCGCUGAUCUGUGUCGCUUAUUUCUGAAUUUAUCUGAUUUCUCUUCGUCUCCGGAAUGCUGUCGAUUAUUAUCGUUUUACUGAAUCUCCUCAUAGAGACUUCAGUGUCGUUGACUGUGGUGGUUCCUCCUGAUCCUAUAGAGGCUCAUGUGGGAUCCACAGUGAUUCUUCCCUGCUGGAUCUCUCCUCCUGAGAACGCUGAAGCUCUGGAGAUCCGCUGGUACCGUCCAAAUCAGUUCAACAACCCUGUUCUGCUCUAUAAUCAAAAGAAGAUCCAGGACAUCCAGGAGGAAUCGUACAGGAACCGAAGCUCUUUGACUCUGCGGUCAGAUCAGUCUGGAGGACUGGAGGACGGAGAUGUCUCUCUACGGCUGGAGAAACUCACUUUUCAGGAUGAAGAUUCAUUUCACUGUUAUGUGAGUGGAGAACAUUCAUAUGACAGUGCACAGGUGGUUCUCAAAAUCACAGCUUUAGGAUCCGCUCCUGUCCUGUCUCCAAAGUCUCUAGAUGAUGGGCGUGUGAACAUCAGCUGCAGGUCCAGUGGCUGGUAUCCAGAGCCCAGCGUCUCAUGGACGUCAGAUGUAGGAAGGGAUCUCCGUCCUGGAGGAACGUCUCACACUCGUGGAGAAGAUGAGAUGAUAUCUACCCACAGCUGGACGGCCGUCUCUCUCUCAGACGCUCAACUGGUCUCAUGUUCAGUCUCUCUCAGAACUGGAGAAUUAAAAGAAGGAAGACUGGACAUACAGGGCAUCGUGUCUCCAGAUUCAUCAGGUACAUGGAUGGCUCUUUUCCUCAUCCUUCUCAUCUGUGUUCUUCUGGGUUUGUUUGGGCUGAUCCUCUACAAAUACAGACACAAACUAACAGGAAAGAAACCAGCUGAAGAAAACUGUGAGGAGGAAACUCUGGAGAGACUGAUAAAAGCAGUUGUGGAAGACAUGAAUACAGAAGAGCUGAGGGAACAUGCAGUUGAGAUCACUAUCGACCGUGAGCGUUUACAUCCAGGUCUGAGGGUUUCUAAUAACUGUAAAAUCCUGAGAGACAGUGAAGAAUAUAAACCCACUGGAGAGGGAUUUCCAUAUCAAUUAUGUGCUUUUGGAGCCCAAAUAUUCACCUCUGGUCGUCACUAUUGGGAAGUAGAGCUGGCACUAGAAAAUACACCUCCCAAAAUCUUCUGGAUGAUUGGUGUGGUGAAACAUGGAAACUUUAUUAUAAGAGACAGUUCUGCUUUAACCCCAUCAAGGGGUUUCUGGUUCUUGUGUUCAGACGGUCCUCGUGGCUUUUACACCAACACUGAUCCACCAGUUAAACUCUCUCUGACACCGAGACCUGAACGACUGGGAGUUCUGUUCGAUUAUGAUGACGGUCAGCUGUCCUUUUACAACGUCACAGAGAGAAAACAUCUCCUGACCAUCAGCAGCAGAUUCUCUGGAUCAGUCGUUCCUCUCUUCAAUCCUGGAGCAGGUGAUGAGAGUCCACUUAAAAUCCUGGAUCUUCCUAAACCUGUAGAACCAGCUGAACCCAGUCAGCCUUCACAGAAUAACAUGGUAACUGUAGAAUUAGAUGUAAAGGCCAGUGAUAAUCCAGAAACUGUAGAACCAGCUGAACCCAGUCAGCCUUUACUGAGUAACAUGGUAGCUGUAGAAUUAGAUGUAAAGGCCAGUGAUAAUCCAGAAACUGUAGAACAAGCUGAAUCCAGUCAGGCUUCACACAUUUCUACAUCAGACGAGAGCAGCGCAGUGGGGAUCAGUAACAGCUCAGACGCCAGACUGACCAAAGCAGUUUAAUCAGAAGGACAUACGUGCAUAAAAAAUACCUGAUGCAUGAAAAACUACAAACAUCUGUUAAAAUGUACUGAUAUGGUUCAGACACAAUAAUUUUUAAGAUUAGGGUUGAUUCCCAGUGAUAAUGCAUCAUUAAUUAAAUCAAAAAUCAAUGAAUGACAUCCUCACAUGACGUCAUUCAACCCUACAGUGUCACAUGACACAUCACAUUAAAGUGCUGUAGAUUUAAUUCCUCCCUUGUAUCAACUAAACAAUACUCCUAAUCAAACUAACACGGCCAGUCGAGGGGUUAACUGUUUAAUCAUCAGAUAUAACACAACACAACUUUCCCUACAGUGAUGCAAACACUGAAUGUGUGCAUGGAGCUGUGUGUGCAAACAUCUGCCUACAGUCACAUAAAGACCCCAGAGGAAAAUAAUAAACGUUUGAUUAUUAAUCCUGUAAAUACAAAGGCAGCUAACGGAUCUACAUACAUGUGCAAAUGUUUUAACAUGUUAGAGAUAAUUCAUGUUAGAUUUAUUUCAGCUCUGUUAUACA